AAGAAUUAAGUACAUUCCAAAUUAUACCAUUCAAAUUUUUUUAAUUGAGAAGUGUUGUCCUCAAUCUCCAACUUGAAACUAAAAAUCAAAGUCUAAUAUAUUUUCCCAAAAAGUAUAUCUGUGAAGUUCAAAUUUGACAAUAGUCUAUAGAGAAAUACAUGACUCGAAAGGAGAGAAAAUAUUUUUGGUUACAAUUUACUGCUGCGAUUGUUGCGUCUGUAACAGCAGCUGGGUAUGGAUCUAUAUUAUCAUGGACUUCACCAGCAUUGCCUUUUUUGGAAACCAAAAAAUCAAAUCUGCACUUGUCAAAGGAUCAAAUUUCUUGGAUAGCACCCUUACUCCCAAUAGGCCUAAUGAUUGGAAAUUUUCUAAAUCCACUUUAUGUUGAUCGAAUUGGUCGAAAAUGGACAUUGCUGGUAUUUGCAAUACCUCAAAUUAUCUCUUGGCUUUUUAUUUUAUUAACAAAAAACUACAUAGUCAUCUACAUCGCAAGAAUUUUGGGAGGAAUAGGAUAUGGUUCAGGAAUUUGUGCGGUUACAAUCUACCUUUCGGAAAUUGGGAAUCGAAAAACUCGAGGAACAUUUAUAGCAUUCGUCAAGUUUUCUACAAGCGUCGGAAUUUUAUUCACAAUGGUUCUAGGAGCAGCUUUACCAUAUUUCUAUAUGAAUCUCGGCCAUCUCAUUGUACCAAUUCUAUUUGUGCUCACAUUCUUCUUUUUGCCGGACUCCUCCUACUUUUUGGAAAUAAACAAUCAGGAGGAACAAAUGAAACUUAAUUUAUUCAAACUAGAAGAGGCUGAUGAGGAAAAAGCAAAAUUGAAUGGAAACUACAUAGCUACAGAAGUUCCCCUUUGCAAGGAAGAUUCUGCUCUAAAAGAGGAUUUGAAUCCAAAAAAAGUUUCUGUCAAGCUGAAAGAAUCCAGUUUUUGGAAGUUAUUUUCACUCUCAGGAAACCUUAGAGCCUUAGCAAUAAUUUUUCUUUUGAAUGCCCAUGAUGGACUUUCGGGUCAUAUAUCUUUAAGAUAUUUUACUCAAGAAAUGUUAACUCAUGAGGGAUCUUUUUUACAAGCAGAUAAAGCAGCUGUUGGAUUAGCAAUUGUGAAAUUAUUAGCUUCUGUGAUAGCAACUCAAGUCAUAGAAAGGAUGCAAAGAAGAACUCUUUUUUUUUCUUCCGGGAUAGUAGCUUCUUUAGCGGAUGCAAUGGUGGGGAUUUUUUUUUACUUGGAAGAAUCCAAAAUUAAUGUUUCUUCAAUUAACUUUUUUCCUUUCUUGGGAUUGAUAAUCUACGAGUUUGCAGUUACUGUCGGCACGAGUAAUUUAUUUUAUGUUUAUCUUGGAGAAUUUUUUUCUCAUGAUGUCAAAGGAAUGGCUGUGACUUAUGGGAAAAUAAUACAUAUGAUUUUUGGCUUUUUGUCUGCUUUAUUUUAUCAAAUAUUACACGAUUCUGUUUGUCCUUCUGUGAUAUUUUUUAUUUUUUCUAUCUGUGGUGCUGUUAUUACUUGUAUUACUGUUCUUAUAACCCCUGAAACGAGGGGGAAGAGUUUGAAGGAUAUUCAACUCUUAUUGCAGAAAAAACCAUUUUUCUAA
Molecule: messenger RNA, 1586 nt
Organism: Belonocnema kinseyi
Lineage: Eukaryota; Metazoa; Arthropoda; Insecta; Hymenoptera; Cynipidae
Product: facilitated trehalose transporter Tret1-like
Exons: 2
Coding region: 159-1586 (475 amino acids)
Biological process (GO): transmembrane transport
Cellular component (GO): membrane
Molecular function (GO): transmembrane transporter activity
Source: RefSeq, a predicted model, not a curated record